AUGGCCCCGGUCCACGCCCGACCCGCCAUACACGCGCACCUCGACGCUGAGUACACGAGCCAUGUGCGCCGGCGGCAGCACGAUGGGAUGAACCGCUCGAUGCUUGAGAUGCUGCAAACCACCAACACAACGCGGCUCUCAAUACGCAACGACACCGGCGGCUCGACGAUCACGAGCGAUGUGGCGCCGCUGAGUGCACCGUUCUGCAACCCCGUGGCCUGCCAGCUCCUAAGUGUCGUCGCCGUCGUUGGCGUCGUCGCGAUUCUUCUGGCCAUGGUCUGGCAAGUCUACCAGCGCCACCUCUUCAAGCGCGAGCGCCUUCGGUUCCAAGAGCGCGAGACGGAGCUGCGCACCGCGAUGGAAUACAUUGAGAGCUCUCGGAGCCUCCACUCGAACCGGAGCGGCACCGCGUCCGAGCGCAGCUGGGUACCACCCGCGACUGCACGGCCCCGCGACGACACGGCGAUACUCGAGCCCUGA
Messenger RNA from Saprolegnia parasitica CBS 223.65, 480 nucleotides. RefSeq lists its product as hypothetical. The transcript has a single exon. The record is from RefSeq and is a predicted model, not a curated record. Lineage: Eukaryota; Oomycota; Saprolegniomycetes; Saprolegniales; Saprolegniaceae. Bases 1 to 480 code for a protein of 159 amino acids.